This is a messenger RNA of Beauveria bassiana ARSEF 2860, 855 nucleotides long. RefSeq lists its product as uncharacterized. The transcript is spliced from 4 exons. Bases 1 to 855 code for a protein of 284 amino acids. The record is from RefSeq and is a predicted model, not a curated record. Lineage: Eukaryota; Fungi; Ascomycota; Sordariomycetes; Hypocreales; Cordycipitaceae.
AUGCGCUUCAUCAUCAUGCUAGGAAUGGCCAUCGGCUUAGCCUCGGCCGCCGCCAUGACGCCGAUUGAGCGCCGGCAGUGCUCGACGCAGCGCGACGGGUGCUGCCUCAAGCAGGGCCACUGCGAAACGUGCUACUUGGGCGAGGAGCCGUACGACUGCAACUGCGAAUGCCUCGAGCGCGGCCUCUGCCCCUGCACCGGCUGGUACGGAAAGACGGGCGAGUGCUUCAGCUGGUACUCCCCAGACGGUCAUCGCUUAGCAAGCGCACUCAUUUAUGCUCUUGGCGGCUUCAUCAUGAGAUUCUCCGCGGCGCUGUUGAAAGCGCCACUGCCGCAGCCGGCCUUCCCUGCCCAGGCCGCAGCCGAGGGCCUAACAAUCGGGUCCGACGCCGACAUCAAGCUUACCGCCAAGACCCUCACUUACUACAAGGCGUCGCCCGGGCCGGGCCAGAUCCUUGGCGUGCGGCCCGGUCCGCCGCCUUCGGGCUACUACGACUACCACUUGGUGGACCUCCUCCGGCGUCCCUCAUCAACUACUGGCAUUCCACCGGCCCCGCCACGCACGAAUACGACGUCGUCAUGCGCGGCGCUGCCCCUUCCAGACCGGUUGGUGCCUUAUCUGACGGCGCCCGCGUCUCGCAAGACUGCAGCCAAAGCUUCCAAAAUCGAGUUCAGCUACACCGGCGGCCUCUUCAAAGACGGCGCCGCCCACGAGCCAGCCGGCACCUGCACCACUGCAAUCAUCUUCGUGCAAAGGCUUACCAACACCGCCCAGCUCGCCCGCACAUUGGCGACGCCGUGCUCCCCCGUUCUCAAGACAUCAGCCGCGGCGGUCGUUCCAGCCGUGCAGCGAUAG